ACCCCGCCCAGAGCGGUGCCGCUGCCCAAAUCCUCACAGGCAGCUCAUCACGGCACUUGCGGCUCCGGGUAGAGAGGCCCGACCUGCACGCCCCGGUGUCUGUGUGUCCGUCUGCAGGCGGCCUGCGGGUGGCACCUCUCCCUGCCGCGGCCCCCCGGCCCCCCAACCCCCCCAUCGGGAGCCCCACCCAGCAGGAGCGCAGCUCUUCCGCACAGCCCCGGAGCUCAGCAUGCGUCCCGCCGCCUUCAGGAACUUCUUGCUGCUGGCGUCCUCCCUUCUCUUCGGGGGGCUCUCAGCUGUUUCCCAGAGCUUCUCGCCAUCUCUGAGGAGUGCGACUGGUGCCGCGUGCAGGCUGUCCCGGGCUGAGUCGGAGCGCCGGUGCCGGGCGCCCGGGCAGCCCCCAGGGGGCGCUCUGUGCCACGGCCGCGGCCGGUGCGACUGCGGGGUCUGCAUUUGUCACGUGAACGAGCCCGGCGUGUACUUUGGGCCCCUGUGUGAGUGCCACGAGUGGGUGUGCGAGACCUACGACGGGAGCACCUGCGCAGGCCAUGGGAAGUGUGACUGUGGCAAGUGCAAAUGUGAGGAAGGUUGGUUUGGGGAAGCGUGCCAGUACCCAACUCACUGUGACUUGACGAAGAAAAAGAGUAACCAGAUGUGCAAGAAUUCUCAAGAUGUCAUCUGCUCUAAUGCAGGUACAUGUCACUGUGGCAGGUGUAAGUGUGAUAAUCCAGAUGGAAAUGGCCUCGUUUAUGGUAAAUUUUGUGAGUGUGACGAUAGAGAAUGCAUAGACGAUGAAACAGAAGAAAUAUGUGGAGGCCAUGGAAAGUGUUACUGUGGAAACUGUUAUUGCGGGUCUGGUUGGCAUGGAGAUAAAUGUGAAUUCCAGUGUGAUAUCACCCCCUGGGAGAGCAAGCGAAGAUGCACAUCUCCAGAUGGCAAAAUCUGCAGUAACAGAGGUACUUGUGUGUGUGGUGAGUGUUCUUGCCACGAUGUUGACCCAACUGGAGACUGGGGAGAUAUUCACGGGGACACCUGUGAGUGUGAUGAGAGGGACUGUAGGGCUGUCUAUGACAGAUACUCCGAUGACUUCUGUUCAGGUCAUGGGCAGUGUAAUUGUGGCAGAUGUGACUGCAAAGUAGGCUGGUAUGGGAAAAAGUGUGAGCACCCACGUUCCUGCCCACUGUCAGCAGAGGAGAGCAUCAGGAAGUGCCAAGGAAGCUCCAAUCUGCCUUGCUCUGGAAGGGGUAAAUGCGAAUGCGGCAAGUGCACCUGCUACCCUCCGGGAGACCGCAGGGUGUACGGCAAGACGUGUGAGUGUGAUGACCGCCGCUGUGAAGACCUGGACGGUGCCGUCUGUGGGGGCCACGGAACCUGCUCCUGUGGUCGCUGCGUGUGUGAGAGAGGCUGGUUCGGGGAGCUCUGCCAGCACCCGCGGAAGUGUAACCUGACGGAGGAACAAAGCAAGAGUUUGUGUGAGUCAGCGGACGGCAUACUGUGCUCGGGGAAGGGUUCUUGCCACUGUGGAAAGUGCAUUUGCUCUGCGGAAGAGGGGUAUAUUUCCGGAGAACUCUGUGACUGUGACGACAGGGACUGUGACAAGCACGACGGCCUCGUUUGCACAGGGAAUGGAAUCUGUAAUUGCGGGAACUGUGAGUGCUGGGAUGGAUGGAACGGAAAUGCAUGUGAAAUCUGGCUUGGCACAGAGUAUCCUUAACAGUUACAUAGGAGAGGACUGGAGUCUUUCCUUUUCCAUUAGAACAAUAUAAAUGCAAAGGCAACCCUAUAUAAUCACCACUAGGACAGGUCAAAGAGACUAUUGUAUGUUUUUCUGUUUCUGAAUGCCUGCAUGAAGUCCGGGUCCCUAUUAAAAAAUGAAUUAAGCAAAGUCUGAUGUAAAUAACGCCAGAAAGAAUGUCUCUUCCAGAAUUUACAUCAGUGGUUCUCAACAAGGGUGACUCUGCCAUCCGGAAAACACUUGGCAAUGUGUACAGUUUCAAUCGUCACACUGGGUGGGAUGGGAGGGCAUGCUACAGGCCUCUAAUGGGUAGAGGCCAGGGAUGCUGCUUAAACAUCCUACGGUGCCCAGGACGGCCCCCAUGACAAAAAGUUAGCGGACUCCAAUCGUUAAUAGCGCCGGAGUUGAGAAACGUUGAAUUACAUGGUCCUUAGACAUGCAUAUCCCUCACAAGAAAGACCCCAUGAGAAUCUAAGGAAAUACCCUCACAUAAAUCCAUCGAUCAUAUUUUUUUGCAGGAAUCCCUGUCACUCAGCAUUUCUCUGUGGGGACAAUAAAGACAGGCACACAUAAGGGAAAAUGUCAGGGGGCGGGGGAGGUGGGGGGCAGAGGGCGGAUCACCAGUGCUUUUUAAAGAAAAAGACUGGUCAGUUUUAGCCAGUAAGUCAUUCGUCUGAUCUCACUUUAAACUCACAAAAGAAGAUUCUCUCAGGAAGGAAGUAUGAAAAAUGUACAGUUUGACAUUUUUAAUAAAUAGUUACGUAAGUUGCUUACAAUCUGCGUCAAUAUAUAUUUGCCUACUGCUGAUUAACAACAACACAAAAUGAAUUGGUAUUCAGGGGCACCUUACGUUCCUAGAUCCCUUUUUAAACUGGGCAGGGGUAGGAGUAUAAGCUCUUUGAUUUUUCACUAUUUAAAUUAUUCCAUGGUAACUUGCCUUUUAAAAAGACAGUAUCUAAUUGGACCUACGAUGGGCCUGAAAUAUGCAUUCAUUUCCCUUAAAAGACUCUUAUUUCUAAGGACACAUUAUUUACUGCAAAAGUAGGGUCAUGCCAAGAAGUCAAGAAGAGAUACUGUGAUCAAAUGACGCCAGUCUCAAAGCUCAAAGGGUUAAAAAAAAAUCUAGAAAUGUGUUAAGUAGAAAUUACAAAUAUUCACUCAGCGAUAGGAACAAAAUGUUUAUUUUCUUAAUGGUGAAAUUUUGCUCUGUAUGAAAUUCACAUUGAAUUAUGAAAAUGUACAAUAAUUAGGACUUCCCUUACAUAUUUACAGUUAAAUCUACUUACACACAUUAGUUUAGGCAACCGUUAAUUAUUUGGAGCUAAAAAAACCCAUUUUUUUUCUAAAUGCGAAUUAUAUUUUGUAAAAUCCUAGAAUAAUGUAACAAAACCAUUUUUUCCGCAUUGUUUAAGAUGAAAAUUUUUACUUGGAAAUUUUACUUAAUGAUGUAAAUAUUCUAGAGUCAUGGCUUGGACUUUAUAAGUCAAGUCACCAGAAAUAAGGAAAAUACGCAUCUGCCGAGUUACUUAAAAAUUUAAUAUUGAAAAUUAUUUAGGAGAAAGUUUAUCUGAUGCCGACUUUUAUAGUACUAAUAGUGUUCUCAUACUUUAAUAGAUUUAUAAAAUUGUUAUCUCUAUCCUGAGAUUAUGGAGUGCAACCGUAUUAGUUGUAUCUCUUUUGUUGAGUAUGUCCGUUGAUAUAUCGGUUUUGUAAAAUGAGGGAAAUAGAAGCAGUUGAGAAAUAAUAUAGAGUAUAUUCUUUCCUCCUCUCUAUCUAAUUGUUUUAAGCCUCACACCAACCUGUUGUAAUUGUUCAGCAGCACUUUUGAUGACUCGAUGAUGCACCAUCAUCAGAAUUCCCUUCAUUAUCUAGAAGCCAUCGUAUACAAACGACCUUCAGCUUCCCCUCCUGCAGAACUCUGCUUUCUAUAAAGGACCAGAGUAAAUAUUUUAGACUUUGUGGGCCACAUACAUCUCUGUUGGAUCUUCUCUGUUUGUUUUUAAUACUUUAGAACUAUAAAAGGGAAAACAGAAAGCAAACUCGUUCGGAGCUCAUGGGCAUUUUUACAAAAACAGACUGUGCUCGAUUUGGCUCCCAGCCUUCUGGCAGCAUUUUGCCAACCUGAGCUCUCCUGAAGCUGCCCUUAAUUUCCUUUGUCUUAUCCUGGAAUCCUGGGUGUGUCUUAUUUUUCUUGCGGUUCUCUACGUUUGUUAUCCCUUUUGUUAACAACUACAAAGAAAGGGCUUCUCUUUUUAUAUUUUCAUAUAAGAAAAGUGUCCUCAGCAUUUACUUUUUUUAGAGAAAAGUUUUGAGACAGAGAAAUUAUACUAGAAAGUUCGCAAUGUGAUUUAUUCAAAUUUUUUGACAAGGCUGAAAAUAUAUGACAGUCAGUUAUCUCCUGGGUUGAUUUAGCCACAAGUUAUUGAACUGAAACUGAGUUAUAGAAUAAGUCACCUGGUACCUAAUCGCUAAUGAAUAUUUUUCUUUUAAAACAGAAAUAGUUUCUUUUUACUUCUGUCUGCUAUAAUAUUUCGUAUGCAUGUAUAUGAAUUUGACUGUAGCAAGGCAAUCAUCAAUAGACCUAUUAAGAAGUUAUUUAAUUUACAUGUUUAAGUUGGAAAAAAUAAAAUACGGUUACAUGUAAAGAGGUAAAUCCUACCCUUCUUUGAUGUGAUUUUGUAUUUUAACUUUUAAUUCUGUUACUGAGGUAAAAAACUCCCUCUUUCAAAAAAAGGCAGGGCAGGAACAGACUUAUAGUAGGGGAAGGGUAAAUGUGCGAAGCUCAUCGGCUCGUUCAAGUUCGUGUGAAGUUAUGGGGAGAUUAACGUCAGUUGGGAAGGAUGCGACAUGUCUGCUGCUGGUGUUGGCCCUCACCCUGCUUGUUGGCACACCGUUACUGAGGAAUUCUUCCACAAGGACUUUUCAGUAAAAUUCAGCUAAGGUCCUAAGACCCAGGAGGCUAAUAAUUAUACCCCAUUUUCUCCCAGGACCCCUUGAGCUCAUCUAGAUUCCUGCAGCACCUUGAAAGGAAUGGCCUCCACCACUUCAAAUGCAAACACAAUCUUUGCCAGCAAACAUCAGGAUCAGACAGAAUGAUAACUGAGAAAAAAAAACAAAACGAAUCACCACUCAGCCUUUGCUUACAGACUCACUAUCAAUCUCUGAAGCCCCACCCAGUAUCCAAGAGUCAAUAGGCCUUGUGUGCCCCCUUGUAAGCUAAGAAACUUAAGCUAGGAAAUGUAUUUUACUCCAAAGUAACACCGUUUGCGACUGGAUGUUGGUAUGUCUGUGUUUAGCCAAUUGCUUUCCCUGGAAAUAGUCUUGUUCUUAAAUACAAUCGAAAAUAGUUUUCAAUUAUUUUAUUUCCUCCUAAAAUGGAUUUCUUAGUCAAUCUGGUCUCUCCUUCAAACAUUAGUUCUCCCUGUAAUAUUAGGAAUAAAACCUUAAAUGAAGUGAUACAUGUCUAACUUAA
Leptonychotes weddellii (Weddell seal) is the source of this 5207-nucleotide messenger RNA. It is a transcript of the gene ITGBL1, whose product is annotated as integrin subunit beta like 1. Gene Ontology annotation, biological process: cell-matrix adhesion; cell adhesion mediated by integrin; integrin-mediated signaling pathway. NCBI's taxonomy places the organism in Eukaryota, Metazoa, Chordata, Mammalia, Carnivora, Phocidae. The record is from RefSeq and is a predicted model, not a curated record. Gene Ontology annotation, molecular function: integrin binding. Gene Ontology annotation, cellular component: cell surface; integrin complex; focal adhesion.